AUGAUUUGGCUUGCUACCCUGUGGUUAGUGCUACCUGUGGUGUCAGGUCAAGCAGCGCUUUACGGCCAGUGCGGCGGAAGUGGAUGGACUGGAGCUACGUCUUGUGUGGCAGGGGCUUGCUGCAUAUACUCCAAUCCGUAUUACUCUCAGUGUCUUGCAUGCACCACAACCUUGACCACGAAGGCGUCGACUUCGACUUCAAGCUCGACCACUUCGUCGGUCCAUUCGAGUUCGACAUCGACAUCCACAACUACGUGCAGUCUUCCGUCGGUAUACACUUGGAAAUCGACUGGCCCACUUGCAAACCCAGAGUCUGGAUAUGUCUCUCUCAAGGAUUUCUCUCACGUGCCAUACAACGGGCAGCAUCUUGUGUAUGCGUCUGAUGUUAACAGCGCGGGAAAUUACGGCUCGUUGAACUUUGGUCUUUUCUCGGAUUGGACUCAAAUGACCUCGGCGAGCCAGAAUGUGAUGGGUAAUGGUGCAGUUGCCCCGAACAUUUUUUAUUUCCAACCCAAGAAUGUAUGGGUUCUCGCCUAUGAAUGGGGCUCCAGCCCAUUCAUGUACAUGACAUCUAGUGACCCUACAAAUCCCAAUGGAUGGUCAUCGCCUCAGUCGCUAUUUAGUGGCUCGAUCUCGGGCUCUAGUCCUAUCGACCCGGCCCUCAUCGCUGAUGAUACAACGAUGUAUCUCUUCUUCGCGGGAGACAACGGUAAUAUCUAUAGGUCCUCUAUGCCUAUCGGCAAUUUCCCGGGAAGCUUUGGCACAUCAUACACCACAAUCUUGACCGAUUCAACCUACAAUCUGUUUGAGGCCGUUCAGGUUUAUCGGGUGCAAGGACAAAACCAAUACCUGAUGAUUGUGGAAUGCAUUGGAGCAAACGGAAGAUACUUCCGUUCCUUCACGGCUUCCAGUCUUGGCGGCUCGUGGACGGCGCAGGCUACGAGCGAGUCUGCACCAUUUGCUGGUAAAGCCAAUAGUGGAGCCACUUGGACCAACGAUAUCAGCAGUGGUGAUCUUAUUCGGAGCAGCCCCGAUCAGACGAUGCCCAUUGAUCCGUGCAACUUACAGUUCCUAUACCAAGGCCGAGACACUAGUUCCGGGGGUUCUUACAACCUUCUCCCAUACCGUCCUGGCCUCCUGACACUGGUAGGCUAG
Messenger RNA from Penicillium daleae, 1155 nucleotides. It is a transcript of the gene abfII, whose product is annotated as putative extracellular glycosyl hydrolase/cellulase. Bases 1 to 1155 code for a protein of 384 amino acids. The transcript has 2 exons. The record is from RefSeq and is a predicted model, not a curated record. Gene Ontology annotation, biological process: L-arabinose metabolic process. Lineage: Eukaryota; Fungi; Ascomycota; Eurotiomycetes; Eurotiales; Aspergillaceae. Gene Ontology annotation, molecular function: cellulose binding; alpha-L-arabinofuranosidase activity. Gene Ontology annotation, cellular component: extracellular region.